Molecule: messenger RNA, 3597 nt
Organism: Anisakis simplex (herring worm)
Lineage: Eukaryota; Metazoa; Nematoda; Chromadorea; Rhabditida; Anisakidae
Source: the annotation of a GenBank genome assembly
AUGUUUUUCACACAGUUAUUGCAGCUUCUGGAUGAUUUAGUGCUAUGCGACAACCAGCCUUGUGUAGAGGCGCAGUCAAUACCACUGCAGUGUCGUGUGUGUUUUAGCACCAAUUUCGAGGAUCGUAAUGCGUAUGUGACUGGCGUAUCAAAGUAUAUCGAAGAAGCUACCCGGCACGCCGAAUUUAAUGAUUUGCUGGCUGAAGGAUUUCAACAUGCUGCCCAUUUGUAUACUUGGCGAUGCUGUUCUAGAGCAGUUCCAAUGGCAAAAUCGAACGAUCAACCGAAUCGUGUUGAAAUCAACGAGAAGGUUGUGGAAGUGCUGAAUCCAGAAGUGGAAAAAUUGCAUCGUUUCAUGCAUUUUACGAACCGCGCAAUCAGCCGUUUUUGUGAUGAGGUAAAACGAUUGUGUCAUCCAGAGAAACGGAAGGACUUUGUAUCGGAAGCGUAUUUGCUAACACUUGGUAAAACAUUGAAUAUGUUCGCAGUCUUGGAUGAACUGAAGAAUAUGAAGGCGUCGAUAAAGAAUGAUUUUUCAACCUUCCGCAGGUCAGCACAGUUUUUGCAAGUGAUGUCUGAUACGCAAACGAUUCACGAAAUGCAAAACCUAAGUAUGUUUUUGGCCACUCAGAACAAAAUUAAAGAUACACUCAAAUCUGAGCUGCAGACGAUCGAUGGGUAUGAAGAGCUCUUGGCUGAUGUGAUCAAUAUAUGCGCUCUGCUAUUUGAAAAUCAUAUGUAUAUUACACCCGCUGAAAGGCAUAUGUAUGUUAAGGUUUUGGCAUUUGGGUUAUUUCUGAUGGACGGUGAUUGUGCUAACGUUGCGAAAUUGGAUCAACGGAAGAGGAUAAGCAUUGCGAAAUUAGAUAAAAUAUUCCAGUCACUGGAAGUAGUCCCUCUGUUUGGUGAUAUGCAAAUUCAACCAUUUUCCUUCGUUAAACGAUCACCAUUCUUCGAUCCAUCGAAAUGGCCUGCCUCUAAUACUGAAGGUGAGAAGUGUCACGUGAACAUAGCAGAAAAGGUGCGAACAAUCAGGGAACAUCAUACCGAAUAUGUUGCAUAUCUAUCGCGUGUAAACAACGAGGUGGCAGUUCAUGAUAAAGAUGGACCACGUUCAGAUGCAGAGAAUCGCGAAAUGACACAAUUGGUAUUGAGCGGUAUUCAGCUGCUUUGUGGAUGGACAAGUGACGUUGUGGAAACGGUUUCUUGGAAAUUAUUGCACCCUACUGAUCAUCGUGUCAAUGAGGAAUGUCCAGAGAGUGCUGAGGAGUAUGAGCGUGCUACCAAAUACAACUACUCGUCAGCCGAGAAGGCUGCUCUCAUUGAGACGAUUUCAAUGAUAAAAGGUGUGCAGUUGAUGCUAACAAAAAUAGAAAGUGUAUUAAGCAUGGCCAUCCGAAAUCAUAUCCAUGCUGAGCUCCAGGAUUUUGUGCAACUGACGCUAAAAGAACCACUUCAUAAAGCUCUUAAGAACAAGAAAGAUGUUGUCUCAGGUAUAAUCCAGUCAAUUUGUGAUACUUGUGUCGAUAAUUGUGAUAAUCAGUUCGACUCGAGGUUAUCUGAUAUUGCAAAAUCGAAAAAGCAAAGACAUUCUACUAGCGGGUCUGUCGGUGAUAUACGCAUUUCACGUCGAUCUGCUGCUCCCAGCACCACACAGCUUUAUAUGGCCAGAACAAUGACUGAGUCGUUAAUUUCUGAAAGAAGUGGGGGUGGAAGGCGAGUGUUACGAAAGGAAAUUGAAGCGAAGCAUGUUGAGCGAAUGGCGAAUUUCUUACGUAUGAGUUAUCAUUGGCCUGCACUACUUUCCCUAUCCGAUAUGUCGAUUCCGUGGAUUCUUACCGAUUAUAUUCUCACCAGUCAAGAUGCGACACUUACUGAGUGUAUAUUUUAUCAGUUGGAUCUAUAUAAUGAUGCAGCCAAUUAUUCACUUAACAAAUUUCGCAAACAAUUUCUGUACGAUGAAGUGGAAGCCGAAGUGAAUUUAUGUUUCGAUCAGUUUGUUUUCAAACUGAGUGAUUCAAUAUUCACUUACCACAAGCAACUUGCUUCUUGCAUGUUGUUGGAUAAGCGUUUCAAAACAAACUGUCAGUCAAUGGGUAUAUCGAUAAGGUUACCAUUAUGUGCGCGUUAUGAAAGUCUUAUACAACAACGACACGUUCAGCUACUUGGCCGUUCAAUUGAUCUGAAUCGUCUCGUUAGUCAGCGAAUUAAUAUUGCCAUUCUUCGCUCAUUAGAUGUUGCAAUUUCGAAGUUCGAAGCUGAUGAUCUUGCCUCUAUCGUUGAAUUGGUUGGUCUGCUGGAUGCGAAUCGUUUGUGUCAUCGUUUAUUGCGUGAACAUCUGCAUUCCAUAUCUGAUUUUCUGGACCUCUUUCUCGAAGCCAAUCAUAACGUAUCUGCACCUUACGGCCGUAUAACGUUACAUGUUUUUUGGGAACUCAAUUACGACCUCAUUCCUAAUUAUUGCUAUAAUGGAUCCACUCAUCGGUUUGUGAAGUCAAAACAUCCAAUGCGCAAGCCGGCUGAACGUGAUAAACCUCCUUCUGCAUCAAUCCAAUACGUUUGGGGCUCGAAAUCACUGAAUGCGGCAUUUAGUAAUCUUCAUUCGAUGUAUGGUGGUUUCAUCGGAAUGCCACAUUUAAAAGCCAUAACGCGUCUUCUUGGUUAUCAAGGAAUUGCUGUUAUUCUGGAAGAACUCAUAAAAAUAGCACGGAAUCUGAUUAAUGGCCCAAUACGAAGACAUGUUGGAUCAAUCUUCAAUUUAAUGCCAAAAGUUUGCAAAUUGCCUCGAUUCGAUUAUGGUUCUCCAGCCGUAUUGGAAUAUUAUGUCGCACAUUUAGGCAAUGUUGGUCGUUAUAAGGAACUGAAACGUGAGAUGAGUCAGGUGCUACGUGAAUUAGGGAAUAUUAUCGUGUUUUGUAUGCAAUUGGAAUUGGCUUUGGGACAAGAAGAAGUGUUAGAUUUGUUGACGGCGGCACCAUUCACCAAUACCAUUCCACGACCACCGGCUAAAAAAGUCGAUGAGCAAGAAGUAAAAAUGAAAAAACUGGAGCAAAAGUAUGCACGAAUUCAAAUUGCUUCUGUAGUGGAACAACUUGGUGAUGUGCAGGUGAUGUGGAUGGACGAAUGUGUUGAAUUUCAUCGUGCUUGGUCGGCGUUGCAGUUCUUCUUCUGUCAGCCACCCCUUUCGAGCGCAGAGGGCAUUGAACAAGCCACCGAACCGCUCGUUGAAGCAGUAUUCGGUGACGGUUUACAUUGGGCUGGUGCAACAAUUAUUGUCUUAUUGGGUCAGCAGCGUCGUUUUGAAGUGCUCGAUUUUUGUUAUCACUUAUUGCGUAUGCAUCGUGCUGACGGUAAAGACGACCUUGUCCAUGGCAUUGUUUUUUAUGCUAGCAGCUUAUCAGCUGUAUUGCAGAAAGUAUCGAAAAUGGUUGAGCGGAUCAGACGUUUUCAGUUGCUUAACAGUCAAAUUUUUGGUGUGUUAGCCAACUAUUCAAAUUUAACAUCUGAGAACGGCGACGAGUCAGUGGAAGAAAAUGCGCGCGAGUUUGCGCCUCCAGUGCAUCAUUCAGUUGCAAGACAGUUUCCCUCUCAGGAUUGA